AUGCCCACUAUCUCCCCCUACCUUUAUACUUCUAUCACAUCCCGUUUUCCUUCAUUACCCAAAGCCGACCGACUGUACUAUCGGACCAUGAUGGAUUCGACCAGGACGUGGCGACAACGGUCGAUCUCGGAGAGUCUUGAAGAGGACUUCCGGAGAAGACAUGAGAGAGCUGGUGCUGAUGUCUCCGCCUCAAAGCAGGCCAAAGAAUCAUUGUUCAGAAGCGGUGGGCUGAGGUCAAUACGCAGAUUUCUCCGCAUUUCGAGACAUGGCGAAGCACAGAAACGGCCUUCAGCAUCUCUGGUGCCCCAUUCUGUGCAUGUGCCAGUCUCAGGACAGUCUCACACUGAAGUUCGCCUCAGAGGGCUGAUACAAGCACAUGAGCAACGGGACAGGGAGACAGGAUCGGCGCUGCUCAAUCGAGCAACAGGCAGAGAAACCAACCCUCCAGACGCCAGUAUUGACGGGCGUCGCUUUGCUGUGUAUUUUGCAACCCCAGCAGUGAGCCAGUGCGACUCAAUCUACCGAAUAUCCGAUGCGCCUAUCCUCCACAACUCGCACGAGCACACUGCAUCUCUCUACUAUCCACCUCGCCCAACAUCUCGUCCGCCCCACCUUCACCGGCCCACCAGCCUUCCCGAAAGCAGCGAAAGCGACGAUCUUCCCCCGCAAUACGCAGCCUCGGAUCCAUAUCCAUUUUUUGACACCGAAUUCGGCAGCCGUCGUCGAUCGACCACACGUAUACUUGAUACCGUGCGCGUAGAUGGGUUCAGGGCUACGACGGGGAGGGUUGGAAGAAGCAUGCUCCACAUGGUCACAGACGUGCCUUCGGCUGUUCAGGCCGCCAGAGCUCGAAUGAAUUCCAGGAGGGCUAGAGCAAAAAUUCGGUGGCUGGAACAGCGCAACUAUUUAAGCGGGCAGGAUAGGGCUUUGACACAAGAACUCAUCGGGUGA
Exserohilum turcica Et28A is the source of this 951-nucleotide messenger RNA. RefSeq lists its product as uncharacterized. The transcript has a single exon. Bases 1 to 951 code for a protein of 316 amino acids. NCBI's taxonomy places the organism in Eukaryota, Fungi, Ascomycota, Dothideomycetes, Pleosporales, Pleosporaceae. The record is from RefSeq and is a predicted model, not a curated record.